GUGCAUCCACCCCAUGGUGCCCAGCAUGUCGCCAACAUUUUCAUGUAGAAGGAGACCCGGAUUGCGCAAAAGGGAAACGUGUGUCGUAUGCGGAAAAAAACAAAGUCCUGGAAAGCUCCGUCAGGGCCGAAUUCCAAAGGCAGGGAUCGAGUGCUGAAGGACCCCGCUCCAAGGAAAGAUGAGGCAAAAAAAACUCCCCCCCCCCUUCCUCGGAAUGAGGAACGGGUGGAAGUGGAGAAAGGAGCAAAGGGCCCAGAUGCCCCAUCAAGCGGAGAGAAGGAUCUGGAAAAGCCGCCUGAACCUGAUACAAAGAUAGAUAUAGAUGCGGAGAAAGAUCAAGGGGAAAAAGAGUUAGGGGAGAAAGAUGCGAUGGACGAAGACAAGAUAGCAGCAGGAAGAGAGAAGAGGAAAAGGGAGGAGGACCCCGUGGAGGAAAGAGAGAAAGCGGAGGAGGAACUCGAGGAAGGGAGGAGGAAAGAGCGAGAGUUCGGGGGGAACAGGAAAGGAGUGGAGGAGGAGAAGGAAGAGGACGGAGGGAAGGGUGGUAAAGAGGUGGACGAGGAAGAGGCAAAGCCCCCCUCGCCGAAGGACAAGGAGGGCUGUAAGGGGAAAGAAUGGGAAGAGGACAUGAGUGAAGCGGCCUCCAGCUCAGACAGCGAGAUGAGUGAGGACAGUGAUGAGGGAGAGGAUGACACGGAUGGAGAGGAGAUAGGAUUGGCUGCGAUUAAAACCCCGGAACAUGCCGCAGUUAAAAUUUUCCAUAAUGAAAUGUUUGAAGACAAAACAGAAAUGCGGGCUGUUAAGACACUGGACGUGGGAGACUCUUCUUCAGAUGAUGAUUUUGUGGAUUGUUGAGAGACUAACUCUACACCAGACAAGGACAACACGCUGAGCAAGGAGGACAGACAAAGGCUAGCCAUAAAGGCAGC
This is a messenger RNA of Chara braunii, 929 nucleotides long. The record is from the annotation of a GenBank genome assembly. NCBI's taxonomy places the organism in Eukaryota, Viridiplantae, Streptophyta, Charophyceae, Charales, Characeae.